UCCUCUGCCUCCCCAUGGAUAUGCACUGCAAAGCAGACCCCUUCUCCGCGAUGCACCCAGGGCACGGGGGUGUGAACCAGCUCGGGGGGGUGUUUGUGAACGGCAGGCCCCUGCCCGACGUGGUGAGGCAGCGCAUCGUGGAGCUGGCCCACCAGGGCGUGCGGCCCUGCGACAUCUCCCGGCAGCUGCGGGUCAGCCACGGCUGUGUCAGCAAAAUCCUGGGCAGGUACUACGAGACCGGCAGCAUCAAACCUGGAGUGAUCGGCGGCUCCAAGCCAAAAGUGGCAACACCCAAAGUUGUGGACAAGAUUGCUGAAUACAAGCGACAGAACCCAACUAUGUUUGCCUGGGAGAUCCGGGACCGGCUUCUGGCGGAGGGCAUCUGUGACAACGACACAGUGCCCAGCGUCUCUUCCAUCAACAGGAUCAUCCGGACCAAAGUUCAGCAGCCUUUCCACCCGACGCCGGAUGGGGCCGGGACUGGAGUGACUGCCCCUGGCCACACCAUUGUUCCCAGUACGGCCUCCCCUCCUGUUUCCAGCGCCUCCAAUGAUCCAGUGGGAUCCUACUCCAUCAAUGGGAUCCUGGGGAUCCCUCGCUCCAACGGCGAGAAGAGGAAACGUGAUGAAGUCGAGGUAUACACUGAUCCUGCCCACAUUAGAGGAGGUGGAGGUUUGCAUCUGGUCUGGACUUUAAGAGAUGUGUCCGAGGGCUCAGUCCCCAAUGGAGACUCCCAGAGUGGCGUGGACAGCUUGCGGAAGCACUUGCGGGCUGACACCUUCACCCAGCAGCAGCUGGAAGCUUUGGAUCGGGUCUUUGAGCGUCCUUCCUACCCUGACGUCUUCCAGGCAUCAGAGCACAUCAAAUCAGAGCAGGGGAAUGAGUACUCCCUCCCAGCCCUGACCCCUGGGCUUGAUGAAGUCAAGUCGAGUCUAUCUGCAUCCACCAACCCUGAGCUGGGCAGCAACGUGUCAGGCACGCAGACAUACCCUGUUGUGACCGGUCGUGACAUGGCGAGCACCACUCUGCCUGGUUACCCCCCUCACGUGCCCCCCACUGGCCAGGGAAGCUACCCCACCUCUACCCUGGCAGGAAUGGUGCCUGGGAGCGAGUUCUCCGGCAACCCGUACAGCCACCCCCAGUACACGGCCUACAACGAGGCUUGGAGAUUCAGCAACCCCGCCUUACUAAUGCCGCCCCCCGGGGCUCCGCCCCUGCCGCUGCUGCCGCUGCCUAUGACCGCCACUAGUUACCGCGGGGACCACAUCAAGCUUCAGGCCGACAGCUUCGGCCUCCACAUCGUCCCUGUCUGA
Dama dama (fallow deer) is the source of this 1313-nucleotide messenger RNA. RefSeq names its product paired box 2 (gene PAX2). Gene Ontology annotation, biological process: regulation of transcription by RNA polymerase II; anatomical structure development. Gene Ontology annotation, molecular function: DNA-binding transcription factor activity, RNA polymerase II-specific; RNA polymerase II cis-regulatory region sequence-specific DNA binding. The transcript has 11 exons. Bases 15 to 1313 code for a protein of 432 amino acids. Lineage: Eukaryota; Metazoa; Chordata; Mammalia; Artiodactyla; Cervidae. The record is from RefSeq and is a predicted model, not a curated record.